Messenger RNA from Aspergillus pseudotamarii, 836 nucleotides. RefSeq names its product SCF ubiquitin ligase subunit skpA (gene skpA). Bases 21 to 506 code for a protein of 161 amino acids. Lineage: Eukaryota; Fungi; Ascomycota; Eurotiomycetes; Eurotiales; Aspergillaceae. Gene Ontology annotation, biological process: mitotic cell cycle; SCF-dependent proteasomal ubiquitin-dependent protein catabolic process. The transcript is spliced from 5 exons. Gene Ontology annotation, cellular component: cytoplasm; nucleus. The record is from RefSeq and is a predicted model, not a curated record. Gene Ontology annotation, molecular function: cullin family protein binding.
AGGAUUUGAAUAUCUCAAACAUGGCCACUCCCACUUUAGUUUUCACAAGCUCCGACGGCACUGACAUCACUGUCGACCGUGAUGUCGCCGAACGCUCGGUGCUCAUCAAGAAUAUGCUCGAAGACUUGGGCGAAACUGGAGAGCCCAUCCCCAUCCCCAACGUCAACGAAGCCGUUUUGAAGAAGGUUAUUGAAUGGUGCACCCAUCAUAAGAACGACCCUCCCAGCACCGGCGAUGACGAUGACUCCCGCCGUAAAACCACGGAUAUUGACGAGUGGGAUCAGAAGUUCAUGCAGGUUGACCAGGAGAUGCUUUUUGAAAUAAUUUUGGCCGCCAACUACCUUGACAUCAAGGGACUACUUGAUGUCGGCUGCAAGACCGUUGCGAAUAUGAUCAAGGGCAAGUCUCCUGAGGAGAUUCGAAAGACCUUCAAUAUUCAGAACGAUUUUACACCCGAGGAGGAAGAUCAGAUUCGUCGCGAGAAUGAAUGGGCUGAGGACCGCUAAAUACGCCGCUGGCCGAUGUUAGACUUGCCUUACUCUUGGAAUUCUACCCAAGUUUCAUGAUCUGUUCCAGGAGGUUAGCAGCUCUCCAUAAUCUUUCAGCUUGAGUUUCAUCUGGUCCAUUGGUCUUUUCUACUCUAUGGCGUUAGGAAUUUUAUAUCACCAUCGCUUUUCUUUUCAAUUAGCUGGUUUUGCUUUGUUGAAGGCUGGGGUUAGACGUAGGCAGUUUGACACCCGGACUACCCACUGAAUGUGGGGUGGUGAGGGAGCUGUUGUAGCAAAAAUAAUACCAUUAUUUACGGCCCACGGGUAUGCGGUCAGGGCUUUCGAUAA